Molecule: messenger RNA, 1575 nt
Organism: Oikopleura dioica
Lineage: Eukaryota; Metazoa; Chordata; Appendicularia; Copelata; Oikopleuridae
Source: the annotation of a GenBank genome assembly
AUGAAACUCUUCAAUGCUCUCCUUGCUUCAGCUGCGGCAACAGAAGUAUCAGAUAUUCAACGUCGCAAGACCCUCGGUGAACUUCUCAGCCCCGGCGCCAUCGAGCAGCUCAAUCUCAAUCGAAAAGGCAUUCUCAACGGUGUUCUCCCAGCUCAUCACCUCGAAGCACUUGAAAACCUCUGUAAUCCUUGCCGAACCGAUGUGCAAAUUUCCGACUUCUGGAUGUACACUUCUCCACCAAGAGAUCUUCUUCAACAGGGAUCUCAAGAAGCUAUCCUGGUCUACUAUGAACACAUUUGCCACGCUGUAGUGUGCCGUGAUCGUAACAGCAUGUGUCCACAGUGGGCUGGCGAAGGAAAGUGUCGCGAGGACUGGGCUCAACGAACCUGCUCCCAAUCCUGCGGCUGCACUGCCCAGCGAACUUGCAACAGGCUUGAUCAAUUCACCCCAAGAGUCGACAACACCGCAGUCGUCAAUCUGGAGGAAGAAGACGCUGAACACAGCGCCCCAGCAAGCAUGCCAAUUCACGACGCGAUCAAGUAUCUUGACCCUACCAGAAUUCUUGCCCAGUUCACUUCUGACGUCCGAGCUACUCUUCGCGAUCAGAUGUGCUUUUUGCCUGAUGUGGACUCGAGAAUUAUUGCUUCCAACGAUCUCUUGAAGCUCCCAAUGUACCUCACAGCCAUCCCGGAAACAAUGAAGGCUACUCUCGCCAACGAAGUCAUCUGCGGUGGGUACGUUCGUGAGCCGCGAGCAAGCAUGUGCAUGGACAAGCCGAUCAACCCAGAAACCUUGUUCUGCCGCGCUCGGCUUCCCCGAUGGACUUACGAUCGAAACACAGGCCUCUGUCGACCAAUGGAUUACGAUGGUUGCUUCCAAACUUCGAAUAGAUUUUUGACCAAAGAACAGUGCGAAGAAACAUGUGAACCUUACAUCAAAACCGUCUCGGAAGUCAAUCGUCAGAAACUCAACAAAUUCAUCGGAGCCUUGACGCCGUUGAACCUCCGGGAAAGCAUGCUCACUCUCUUCGGCAAAACAGAAGCCGAGGAAACGACCGAAGAACUCGUUGAUCAAGCCUGUAAUCCUGAAAUCGGCGCGAUUCGACCAGACUACCGAGAUGUUCUUUGCAAGAAACUCACUGAAGUUCUCAAAGAGCCGUCUGAAAAGGCUGAAGCACCGGCGAUUCAGGGAACUUGCGAGGCUAAAGCCUCUGAACGAGAAUUUUGCACUAAAAAACCAAGCAGAAACUUCAAGAAUGCGUGCGAAGAAGCUGGUUGUUGUUGGGAUCCUAAGCCAGGGGCUUCUCGACCGCUCUGGAAACACUACUGUUUCAAGAAAUCUGUUGCACAAAAGAGCAUUGAAGCAAGCGUUGUCGAAAAUGACGCAGAACACAGCGCAGCUCCAGAUUGCAAUGUCCCAACUCAGCGACGAUCGUGGUGCACUGCUCGACCAAGCAACUGGGCUAACCCUGAAACGGCCAAAAACUACUGCGAGUCACAAGGCUGCUGCUUCGCUACAAAUCCGAAGGGAAAAGUUUACCCAGUCUGGAAGUACUCCUGCUUCUCUGGAAACUAA